Cantharellus anzutake is the source of this 958-nucleotide messenger RNA. RefSeq lists its product as uncharacterized. The transcript is spliced from 4 exons. Bases 415 to 735 code for a protein of 106 amino acids. NCBI's taxonomy places the organism in Eukaryota, Fungi, Basidiomycota, Agaricomycetes, Cantharellales, Hydnaceae. The record is from RefSeq and is a predicted model, not a curated record.
CACGAUUCUCCAACAUCACAAUGUGGCCCACGCAUGAUCUGUCAGGUGAAGGGAUCGUCCCAUCUCAGCCUCCACUCUCCGACUUUACCCGCCAGAACUAGCAUACACUUUCCCCCACUGAGUCUCAUCCUCUCUUCUCUUCUUACCAUCACUUCCAUCUCCGACCCAAUGUGUCGUUGUUCGAUUUGGCACACAAUCCUCAAGCCGUUGGGCUGAUAGCACCGCAUUCCCCUACAACCACGCAACUUUGGCCAACAUCCGGCCCCAACGCUGCACUCAUACGAGGCUGGAAACCACUUGUCCUCAUUUGAAACGUCUCUGCUGUACUGGCCGACUCGGAGCGACUAGCUUGGCAUUGCCCUCCCCGUUAUUGUACUCAAUUCAGGACACUUUUUUUUUUUUCAAAAUACUGCCAUGGGGUUCUUACACUGCAUGUAUAAAGGGGGUUUGGCCUUUGCUGCGGCCGCUCGCUGUGGGCUCAUCUCAUUAUUGCCGCUGCUGCCUUUGCCAAGCGCCAUUCACUAUUACGCCAGUUUGCUGUUAAGCCGGCGCUUUAGCCCUUGUGUCGCCCCUUCGCUUGCUAUUUCAUGUUGGCUGCUCCGCUACGUAUUCCGUAUCUUCUAUUGUCGCCUGCUCCUCUGCGUACUCCAUGUUCUUCGUUUGCCUCCCUGUCGACUGAUUUUCUAUGUAUGCGUAUCACGCAUCACUAGCACCACCAUGGCCGUUUUCCGCUAGAAACCUACAUUCCCCCUUAUUUAAAAUAGGAUAUCCUGCCCUAACCGAUGCGGAGGAGAUCCAUGUAGGAACUCGCAUGGGUUAUUUCUUGGGUGAUCUUAGUUGCUAAGAUAAUCCUCUUGGCAAGCUUUUGACUUGACUGAUUCGGUUUCGUUCAUUGUCGUUUGAGGUCACUUGGGCGUGUACGUAUGACCUACUUAGGCACCCAAUACUUAUAAGGUCA